UCCACAAACUUAUUUAAACUGAUGCUAUAUGUAGAAUGUAGAUGCAUUAAUACAUCUCACAAGUCGAAGCGAUCUCUUAAAAUAGGCGUCUCGAUCGUUUACGAUCACAGUUCGCGCAGGAUUUCCAGUCGGACAAGAUGUUAGCUGGGGAUAAUGUGCUGUUGUUUACUCUACUUUUCAGUGCCGUUGUCGUGAGAGCGGUAGAUAAUGGUCAGUCGCGCCGAUUGGUGUGCCACUACACGACCUGGUCGCAGGGUCGAUCCGGUGGAGCGUCCUAUCGUGUGGAGAAUAUACCGGGAAAUCUGUGCACACACGUAGUGUACAACUUCAUCGGCAUUGAUGAAGACACAUACAAACUGGUGCCCCUGGAGCGAGAAAUCGAUAUCGUUCAGAAUGGGUUUGGGCGGUUCACCGAUCUGAAGAAAACACAUCCUGAACUGAAAACAACGAUCGCUGUUGGUGGUUGGAAACAUGGUGGAGCCAAGUUCAGUAAGAUGGCUGCUUCCAGGGAACGAAGGAAAAUCUUUGUGCAAAGUGUGGUUAAUUUCCUGGAGGAGUACGGCUUCGAUGGACUCGAAAUAGCGUGGUUAUACCCAGGGAAUCCUGAACGAGGUGGGAACAGUAACGACAAGGACAACAUUAUCUAUUUGGCGGAGGAACUGAAACGAGCUUUUCAAUCCAGAGGAAGAGGUUGGGAAGUAACAGUACAGGUGCCGCUAGACAAAACUAGACUAAACGUUGGAUACGAUAUAGAAGAUUUGUGCGAAGCUGUCCACUUUGUUCAUCUUAUUGGGUACGAUCUACGAGGUUGGUGGAACAAUUUCGCCGACGUUCACAGUCCUAUGGGAGACCGAUCGCACGAUAUAGGAAACUUUCGUGGCAUCAAUGUUCGAGACGGUGUCCAGCAUAUGCUUGCGCAUCGAUGUCAACCGGGUAAAAUGAUUCUAGGCGUUCCACUGUUCGGUAGAACAUACAAUUUGGCCAAUCCGCAACAAAAUAGCAUUGGAUCGAAAACAACCGGCUCUGGACCGAAAGGCAUUUACACUCAAGAUGAUGGAUACCUCGGAUAUUGUGAAAUAUGUGUCAAGUUCCGUCCACGUUCAUCAGGUGCGCCAUCGUUAUGGCCGAAACUUUGGGAUGACAUAGGUCAGUGUCCAUAUACCUACCGUGGGCGCGAGUGGAUAGGCUAUGAGGAUGAACGUUCUCUACAAGUGAAAAUCGAUUUUGUCAAAGAAAAGCAGCUGGCUGGAAUUUAUGCGUUUUCACUGGAUCUGGACGACUAUCUGGGCGACUGCGCUAGUGAACCCUACCCGUUGACCAGAAAAUUGUACGAAUAUAUCAAAGAGACGAAAGAAUGUGGGAAUAUUGAUGGAUUUUUCCACAGAGAUGAAUGCUAAAUAUAAAAAAUGACUACAAUAAUAGACUGUUAGCAAAAAAAAUUUAUUAGAAACAAA
Armigeres subalbatus is the source of this 1454-nucleotide messenger RNA. RefSeq names its product endochitinase-like. Gene Ontology annotation, biological process: chitin catabolic process; carbohydrate metabolic process. Lineage: Eukaryota; Metazoa; Arthropoda; Insecta; Diptera; Culicidae. Gene Ontology annotation, molecular function: chitin binding; chitinase activity. Gene Ontology annotation, cellular component: extracellular region. The record is from RefSeq and is a predicted model, not a curated record. Bases 138 to 1397 code for a protein of 419 amino acids. The transcript is spliced from 4 exons.